AAAUCCCCAACCCCAGACUUCCUCCACUCACCGACUUCAAUCUCUUGCACAAAUCUAUCCUUGAAGUGUUCAGCAAUGGCAGAAGCAGCCGUAAUAGCAGCCGUCUCUCCCAUUCUGAAACUCGUGAUCGACAAGCUGAAUUCUGGAUUUUGUGAAGAGUUGGGAUUGGCGCGGGGUGUCAACUCUGACAUCGGGAGGCUUGAGAGCGUCCUUACGACGAUCCACGACGUACUUGAUGAUGCCCAGAGAAGAUCCAUCGGCGACAAAGCUCUGACCGGUUGGCUGAGGAAGCUCAAGGAUGCAGCUUUCGAUGCCGACGACGUGGUGGAUGAGUUCCAGUACGAAGCACUGCGACGAAGGAACCAGAGACGUAACCAGCUGAUUGGAACGGUAAGUGACUUCGUUUCUCCUAACAACCAAAUUGCUUUCCGCCUUAAGAUGGCGCGCAAGAUAAAAAAGAUCCAUAAUAGAUUGAACCAUAUCGCGGAGGAGAGGUCAAAAUUCCAUCUGGCAGAGGGAACUACCCCAGGAAGGGCUCUCGAUCGAGAGACCUUCUCAAUUGUGAAUGAAUCCGAGGUUUAUGGACGAGAUGAAGACAAAGAGAAGAUCAUAAAUUUCUUGGUCAGUGCGGAUGAUGGUAGUGAUGUCUCGGUGCUUCCAAUAGUUGGAUUGGGCGGAGUUGGGAAGACCACACUUGCCCAGCUGGCUUAUAAUGAUCAGGGGAUAGAAGAGCACUUUGAUCUUAAGUUAUGGGUUUGUGUCUCAGUUGAUUUUAGCAUCGACAAAAUUAUAAAAGCGAUUAUUGAGUGUGCCACCGGGCAAAAGUGUGAUCUCUCAAAGUUGGAAGCUGCGCAGCGUCAGCUCCGAGAUAAACUGAGUGGGAGGAGAUUCUUGCUCGUUCUGGAUGAUAUCUGGAACGAGGAUGAAGCAGAGUGGGAGAGACUGAAGACCUUACUGACAGGUGGCAUGCAAGGAAGCAAGAUCAUAACCACAACAAGAAGCAAAGUAGUUGCCAGGAUAAUGGGUACGGUGGCACCACAUGAAUUGCAAGUCCUGACAUCCGCGGACUGCUGGACUCUGUUCAAGCAAAGAGCAUUUGGCCCAGAAAGGGAAGAAACUCCAAGGCUGGUCGAAAUUGGAAAGCAGAUCGUUGAAAAAUGCAGGGGAUUGCCUUUGGCUGCAAAGUCUCUUGGAAGUCUAAUGAGGUUCAAAACCGAGGAGGCGGAGUGGGUGCAUCUCAGAGAUAGCGAACUUUGGAGAUUGCCUCUAAACGAGAAUGGUGUCUUACCUGCACUACAAUUGAGUUAUGAUCAUUUGCCCUCUUAUUUGAAGCAGUGUUUCGCUUAUUGUUCCAUAUUUCCAAAAGAUUAUGAAAUUGAUAGGCAGAAACUGAUUCAGCUGUGGAUUGCUGAAGGUUUCAUUCAAACAUCAGAUGGUGACAUGCAUGAAGAGGAAGUUGGCAAGCAAUACUUCAAUAGGUUGUUGUGGAUAUCGUUUUUCCAGGACAUCAGGGAAGACGACUAUAAAAACAGAUGGGUAUGUAAGAUGCAUGACUUGGUCCAUGAUCUUGCAUGUUCUGUCGCAAGAGAUGAGUCCUCGAUCAUGCGAGAGGGCAUAACAAGAAGCAUUCCACAUGGAUGUCGUUAUUCAUCAAUUGAUUAUGUUGGACGCAUGUCGUCAACUGCAUUAAAGGCAGCUUUUGAAGCAAAGAAACUUAGAUCACUUAUUUUAUUGGACCAAAUUUAUACCCGGGGUAUUGCUGUUAAAGAAUUCAUCUUCCAUAUGAUGUCAUCGCUUACUUAUCUUCGUGCAUUGGAUCUACAUGGAGCUAACAUCAACGAGUUGCCUUGCAGUAUAAGUAGACUAAAACAUCUUAGGCUCCUUGAUUUGUCGGAAAAUAGUAUUGUAGCUUUACCUGGCUGGAUUACCAAUCUUCGCAACUUGCGUACUUUGAACCUUGCAAAAUGUGGGAGUCUUAAAAGUCUGCCAGAGGGAAUGAGCAAUAUGAGCAGUCUCAGACACCUAGACAUCCGCGGACGUGGAUUGAUUUGCAUGCCCCGUUGGUUCGGCCGAUUGACUAGCCUCCAAACAAUGACCAUGUUUGUCGUGGGCAAAGAGCAUGGACGUACUAUUUCCGAGUUAGAGCACCUAAAUUUGAUCGGUGGCGACCUAGAAAUCACGGAACUUCGAAAUGUGGAGGAUCCAAUGGAAGCCACGAAAGCAAACCUGGCAUCAAAGACAAACCUGCAUUCAUUGGGUCUGAUGUGGAAGAGGCCCUCAUAUAUGGAAAUCAGAGCAUCCCUUGUAGGAGACAUGGAGCAAGUAUUUGAAUUGACCGCAUCCCCUGUGGGAGACGUAGAGCAAGUAUUUGAGAGGCUUCAGCCUCACUCUAAUCUGAAGGCCCUACGGAUAUGGCACUAUCCAGGUGUCAAUUUCCCAACCUGGAUGACAAGAAUGGAGCUAGCAUCAUCACCGAUCCGCAAUCUAGUUAGGAUCAUACUGGGGGAUCUCAGGAGAUGCGAGCGUCUUCCAACGCUUGGUCAUCUACCUUUUCUUCAGAAAAUCGGUAUAAGUAUGAGGGCUGUAAAGAGAAUCGGAGUGGAGUUCUACGGUGAUGGAGGUAUAUUUCCCUCUCUACGAUCUCUCGAUAUGUCGGAUUUCCGUGAUUUGGAGGAAUGGUCUACAGAGGCAACGGCAACAAGACAACUAAUGACGGCAUUCCCUUGCCUUGAAUCUUUUACUCUAAUCAGAUGCCCCAAAUUGAGGGUAUUACCACAUAUCCCACCAUCAGUCGUGAAAGUUUCUAUCGACAGUGAUCGGCUACUAUCAGCAGUGAGAACCGGAGGAUCGUACAAACUGAGAGAUCUGACUAUCAUAAACUGUGAAGCACUAUUGUUGUCGUCCUGGUGGGAGUGGAUGCAGGACCUCACCGCACUUACUAGAUUGCAUAUUCAUGAAAAUAAGCUCAUGUGUUUGCCCGAGAGCAUUUUGCAGCUGCACGUGCCCUCCUGCUGGGAGUGGAUGCAAGACCUCACCGCACUUACCACGUUGAAUAUUCGUGACAAUAAGUUGAUGUGUCUGCCCGAGCGCAUUUUGCAACUGCGCGUGCCCUCCCUCAAAAUUUUUUGCUUGGAUUGCAAGAACUUGAAGUCCAUAUCGGGGGAAGAAAGGGAUAAGCAACAGCAGCCUCCCACCUUCUUCAUGACCAUCCAAGAGCUACAAAUAUAUUCCUCCAACGAAUUGACCGCUCUGCCAGAGUGGCUAGGGAGCCUCACUUCGCUCAGGUGUUUAAAACUUGAAAAUUGCAGCAAGCUAGCGAUGUUACCCGAUGGGCUACAACUUCGGGAACUGUUCACUGGCAACUGCCCCCAGCUGCGGACGCGAUACGAGUGGGAUAGAGGGGAGGACUGACCCAAGAUCGCUCAAUACCCCAAACAUUUACAUCGGGCCAGCCGAAGUGAAGAAGACGGAAGAAAAUAGCCAAAGAUCUAUUACUAGAUCAAUCAAAAAGUUAAAAUUAAUGAGUUGCACGGGCUGUGGCUGAUAUGGCAUCAGUACCAUCCGGUGAAAAUUUAUCUCUGUGCUAAUUGGAUGCUAUAGUACUUUGCUUUCUAAGAUUGGGGUUAAUUCAUAGCAAUGUGAUCAGCUGAUUCCUCAACCUUACAUAGUUCAACAGACUUGGCAAGCAUACUUAUAGCCAAAGAUCUAUCAGAAAGUUAAAAUUAAUGAGUUGCACGGGCUGUGGCUGAUAUGGCGUCAGUACCAUCCGGUGAAAAUUUAUUUCUGUGCUAAUUAGAUGCUAUAGCACUCUGCAAUCUAAGGCUGGGGUUAAUUCAUAGAAAUGCUGAUUCCUCAACCUCACAAAGUUCAACAGACUUAGCAAGCAUACUUAUCACCCUUUUAUGUUGGAAAUAUAACGCCGAGAGGAUGGAUGCAAGGACCAGCAUAUGAAUGCUCAAUCCAAUUGUUGCUACUUCAUGCUUAAUUUUCUAUCAAUAUUUGUAUUUUUCUGAACCAUGUCACUCAAGUGUUUAAUUUUCAAUUUACUUUAUCAUUGAUUAUAAAAAUAAUGUACAUAUAGAUCAUCUGAAUUGUACCAACAAGAGAAAAUUCUAAGACUUUCCUGGUUCUUAGUUCAUCCGCC
Elaeis guineensis (African oil palm) is the source of this 4144-nucleotide messenger RNA. RefSeq names its product putative disease resistance protein RGA3. The record is from RefSeq and is a predicted model, not a curated record. NCBI's taxonomy places the organism in Eukaryota, Viridiplantae, Streptophyta, Magnoliopsida, Arecales, Arecaceae. Gene Ontology annotation, molecular function: ADP binding.